AUGAGAACUGUGGUUAGAAAAUUAACAGAUGAAGAGUUGAAAACGGAGCUGUUGAAAAUCCCAUCCUGGGAACUUGUGCAAGAAGCCAAAAGAAAUGUGAUCCGACGAAAAUUCGCUUUCAAAGAUUUCAAACAAGCAUGGCAAUUUAUGAACAAGGUUGCCACAAAAGCUGACGAGACGGAUCAUCAUCCCGAGUGGUUCAACGUGUACAACAAGGUGGAUAUUGUACUUUCAACACAUGAUUGUGGAGGACUCUCGGAAAGAGACAUUCUCCUUGCUGAAUUUAUUGACCAACAAGUACCUCCUUCAAAGUAA
Naegleria lovaniensis is the source of this 315-nucleotide messenger RNA. RefSeq lists its product as uncharacterized. The transcript has 2 exons. The record is from RefSeq and is a predicted model, not a curated record. Bases 1 to 315 code for a protein of 104 amino acids. Gene Ontology annotation, molecular function: 4-alpha-hydroxytetrahydrobiopterin dehydratase activity. NCBI's taxonomy places the organism in Eukaryota, Heterolobosea, Eutetramitea, Acrasida, Naegleriidae. Gene Ontology annotation, biological process: tetrahydrobiopterin biosynthetic process.